UCAUUAAAACUAACCUUUGUCUUCAAUUCCUCUUUGAUACACUCCAGAUCUGCUUCCUUCAUGAUAAAGGAUCAUUCCUAAACAAAGAGCGGUCCCAGCAACUAAUGGAACCACUUGUUGAACAGAUAACUAAUACGUUAAGUUCUGAAGAUCAUGAGUUGUACUUGACUUUAAUGAGGUCUCAUUUGAGUCCUUGCAUUGCUCAGUUGGCAGUGGCUACCUCCAGUGGAGAGACUCAAUGGAAGAAACUGAACCAACAGCUCCUAAUCAAAACAAGGGAGAGCAAGCCAAUGGUGAGGCUGUGUGCUCUACAGAUUGCUGGCUCAAUGUAUUCUAAAUUGGGAUCAGAAGUGAACGUUAUUCUACCUGAAAUAAUACCAUUCCUCUCUGAAUUAAUGGAAGAUGAGUGUGAAGAUGUUGAAAAGGAAGUCCAAGAGACCAUAAAGUCAAUAGAGGCAGUGACUGGGGAAUCAGUACAACAAUAUCUUUGAAAUUAAUA
Messenger RNA from Amphimedon queenslandica, 499 nucleotides. Its product is annotated as HEAT repeat-containing protein 1-like. Lineage: Eukaryota; Metazoa; Porifera; Demospongiae; Haplosclerida; Niphatidae. The transcript has 4 exons. Gene Ontology annotation, cellular component: t-UTP complex; 90S preribosome; small-subunit processome. The record is from RefSeq and is a predicted model, not a curated record. Bases 105 to 491 code for a protein of 128 amino acids. Gene Ontology annotation, biological process: positive regulation of transcription by RNA polymerase I; maturation of SSU-rRNA from tricistronic rRNA transcript (SSU-rRNA, 5.8S rRNA, LSU-rRNA). Gene Ontology annotation, molecular function: snoRNA binding.